AUGGAAGUAUCUACACCUGAAUCAAUGAAGUUGUGGGAGAGAGGAAGAAAGCUCGGCGCCGGCGGCUACGGUUUUGUUUGUCUGGCCCAUCCUUUGGCUGGACAUCCUCUGUUUCUCCCUGACUCAUCGUUACAAAUAGUCAUGGCAGUAAAAUCGGCAAAGUACGCAUCCUCCUCUUCUCUCAUCCGUGAACGCAAUCUGUUCAAAAAGUUCAAGGAUUGCCCUCACAUAAUUCGUUACCUGGGCUGCGAUUGCACAUACGAAGAAGACGAGCGUUUCAGAAACAUCUUCAUGCAGUACGCCGCAGGUGGAAGCUUGCACGACCGGAUUAAGUCGGCUGCAUCUAGGGGCACAAGAAUCUCUGAGAUCGAAGCAAGAGAAGUCACAGAAUGUGUCUUACAUGGUUUACGGUUUAUCCAUUCUAAGGGAUAUGUUCAUUGUGAUAUAAAAACAGAUAAUAUUCUCAUUGUUAAGGGGAAGGCAAAGAUUGGAGAUUUGGGUCUUACAAUUAAGCCGGGGAAAUACCCUGGGAAGAUCAUUGGGACUCGUAACUAUAUGGCUCCUGAGUCAUUUAAGUCCGGUGACUACACGAGUAAAGCCGAUAUAUGGGGACUGGGUUGUUGUCUGUUCGAGAUGAUCACAGGAGUCAAAAUAUGGAGACACAUGAAGGAAGAUGAAAUUCAUAAGAUUAUAGAACGUUCCAGAAUGUCCGACAAAGCACAGCUUUUCUGGAGGAAAUGUAUGGUUGAGGAUCCGGAGCAAAGAUGGGACGCCGAACUGCUUCUUCAACAUCCCUUCAUAGUCGAUCAUCCUCCUUCUCCUCUUUCCACUGGCAAACAAGUCUGUAAGAUUAUGCCAACGAGUAGUACUACUGUUUGUCAAUAUAAAGCGGAGGAAGCUUGA
Messenger RNA from Impatiens glandulifera, 903 nucleotides. Its product is annotated as mitogen-activated protein kinase kinase kinase 20-like. Bases 1 to 903 code for a protein of 300 amino acids. Gene Ontology annotation, biological process: protein phosphorylation. Gene Ontology annotation, molecular function: ATP binding; protein kinase activity. The record is from RefSeq and is a predicted model, not a curated record. Lineage: Eukaryota; Viridiplantae; Streptophyta; Magnoliopsida; Ericales; Balsaminaceae. The transcript has a single exon.